This is a messenger RNA of Ipomoea nil (Japanese morning glory), 803 nucleotides long. Its product is annotated as calcium-binding protein PBP1-like. The record is from RefSeq and is a predicted model, not a curated record. Gene Ontology annotation, molecular function: calcium ion binding. NCBI's taxonomy places the organism in Eukaryota, Viridiplantae, Streptophyta, Magnoliopsida, Solanales, Convolvulaceae. The transcript is spliced from 2 exons. The coding region runs from base 149 to 484 and encodes 111 amino acids.
CACACACCCCCACCUCUGAUAAGCUCCCAAACCAAACAAAAAAAAAAACAUAUUGGCAUUCAACAACCUUUUUCCUUCAUCGUUGCUGCUGCAGUCAUACUGUUCGUGCAAUUCCACUAUCCAAUUUUUUUAAUUUCUUUUUUCUAGCAUGGCUUCAGGAGCAAAUAUUGAUUACGAUCCAUAUGUAUUCGAGGAUUUCUUCCCAUCAAUGAUUCGGAGGUUGGGAUCAGAAGGGUUCAUGGGGGAGCUAUGCAACGGGUUCUACUUACUGAUGGAUGUGAGCACGGGGCUGAUAACGUUUGAGAGCUUGAAGAGGAACACAGUUCUGAUGGGGCUAGAGGAUCUGAGAGAUGAUGAGCUGAUAUGCAUGCUGGCAGAAGGGGAUUUGGAUGGGGAUGGGGCUCUGAACCAGAUGGAGUUUUGCAUUCUCAUGUUUAGGUUAAGCCCUGGAUUGAUGGAUAGUCCCAAGAAGUGGAAUGGAUAGAUGACUAUGGAGUAAUCCAUAUGCAACCCUAGCUAAUUCCUUUGGUUGAUUGGUUGGUGGUGCAUCUGAUCUACUACUUAUUUCUUUUCAUUUCUUACUUCUUAAUCAUCAUAUUAUCUGAUGUCUAAUAAUUAAUGUCAAUAUUAUCUGAUGCCUACUGAACCAGUAGGCUAAGCCCAUGCGGGCUUAAUAUCUUAAUGUUGUUAAUCUGAUUAGUAGUAUAGUGAGCACUAUACUAAUAAUGUUCAAGUAUGAAGUUCACUGUGUAGUUUGAUUGUAAGUUACAUAUUAUUUAAAUAGUAGAUUUGAAUUUAAAUUU